Canis lupus familiaris (dog) is the source of this 3515-nucleotide messenger RNA. RefSeq names its product nucleoporin 160 (gene NUP160). The record is from RefSeq and is a predicted model, not a curated record. Gene Ontology annotation, cellular component: nuclear pore. The transcript has 22 exons. Gene Ontology annotation, molecular function: structural constituent of nuclear pore. The coding region runs from base 120 to 2498 and encodes 792 amino acids. NCBI's taxonomy places the organism in Eukaryota, Metazoa, Chordata, Mammalia, Carnivora, Canidae.
UCGGCUGAUUGGAGAGUCAGUAACUAUGGAUAUGGCAGCAGUGAUGGAAAUGAGUUGUUACAACCUACAGUCUCCAGAAAAGGCUGCAGAACAGAUUCUGGAAGAUUUGAUCACUAUUGAUGUGUAAGGAGAAUUUAGGAGAAAAUGUGAUGGAGGAUAUUUGCAGUAAGCUGCAGGAGAUCAAGAACCCAAUCCAGGCCAUUGGACUACUUGUGCGGGAAAUGGAUUACGAGACAGAAGUGGAAAUGGAAAAGGGGUUCAAUCCAGCUCAGCCUUUGAAUAUUCGAAUGAAUCUUUCCCAGCUGUAUGGUGGCAACACAGCAGCAUGUAUUGUGUGCAGAGGUGUGUGUAAAAUUGCCAGUACUCGCUUCCUCAUCUGCCGAGACCUUUUGAUCUUACAGCAUCUGUUAAUGAGGCUGGGAGAUGCCGUGAUCUUGGGAGCUGGUCAGCUAGUUCAAGACCAGCAAGACCUACUACACCGAACAACUCCUCUACUCUUAUCUUAUUAUCUCAUUAAGUGGGGAAGUCAAUGCCUGGCAACUGAUGUUCCAGUUGACACGUUGGAGUCCAAUCUCCAACACUUGUCAGUACUGGAACUAACUGAUUCUGGUGCUGUAAUGGCAAAUAAAUUUGUAUCUAGCCCUCAAACAAUUGUGGAAUUAUUCUUCCAAGAAGUCGCGAGAAAACAUAUCAUAUCUCAUCUCUUCUCUCAACCAAAGGCACCUCUGAGUCAAACUGGGUUGAACUGGCCUGAGAUGAUUACUGCAACUACCAAUUAUUUAUUGCAGCUUUUAUGGCCUAGCAAUCCCGGUUGUCUCUUUCUGGAAUGUUUGAUGGGAAAUUGUCAGUAUGUACAAUUGCAGGAUUAUAUUCAACUGCUACGUCCCUGGUGUCAAGUCAAUGUUGGUUCCUGUCAAUUUAUGCUGGGACGGUGUUACCUCGUUACAGGAGAGGGACAGAAGGCUCUGGAUUGCUUCCGCCAUGCAGCAUCUGAAGUGGGCAAAGAGGAAUUCUUGGAUCGCUUGAUUCGCUCAGAGGAUGGGGAGAUUGUGUCCACUCCCAAGAUGCAGUAUUAUGAUAAGGUUUUGCGUCUACUAGAUGUUGUUGGUUUGCCUGAGCUGGUUAUUCAGUUGGCUUCGUCAAUAUUAACUGAAGCAGGUGGUGACUGGAAAAGUCAGGCUACUUUAAGGACAUGCAUUUUCAAACAUCAUUUGGAUUUGGGUCACAAUAGCCAAGCCUAUGAAGCCUUAACCCAAAUUCCUGAUUCUAGCAGGCAGUUAGAUUGUCUGCGGCAGCUGGUGGUAGUUCUUUGUGAACGCUCACAGCUACAAGAUCUUGUAGAGUUUCCCUAUGUGAAUCUGCAUAAUGAGGUUGUGGCAAUAAUUGAAUCUCGUGCGCGAGCUGUGGACCUUAUGACUCACAAUUACUACGAGCUCCUCUAUGCCUUUCACGUUUUUCGCCACAAUUACCGAAAGGCUGGCACAGUGAUGUUUGAGUAUGGAAUGCGUCUUGGCAGAGAGGUUCGAACUCUGCGGGGACUUGAGAAGCAAGGCAACUGUUAUUUGGCUGCUGUUAACUGUUUACGACUUAUUCGUCCAGAAUACGCGUGGAUUGUACACCCAGCAUCGGGUGCAGUGUAUGAUCGUCCUGGAGCAUCCCCUAAGAGGAAUCAUGAUGGAGAAUGCACAGCUGCUCCAACCAAUCGGCAGAUUGAAAUUCUAGAACUGGGAGACCUGGAGAAAGAGUGUUCCUUGGCCCGUAUUCGCCUCACUCUGGCUCAGCACGACCCGGCAGCAGUUGCGGUUGCAGGAAGUUCAUCAGCAGAGGAGAUGGUCUCUCUCUUGGUUCAGGCUGGCCUUUUUGACACUGCCAUAUCACUCUGUCAGACUUUUAAGCUUCCCCUAACACCAAUCUUCGAGGGACUUGCUUUCAAAUGCAUCAAGUUGCAGUUAGGAGGUGAGGCGGCACAAGCAGAAGCCUGGUCCUGGCUAGCUGCCAAUCAGCUCUCAUCUGUCAUCACCACUAAGGAGUCUAGUGCUACAGAUGAAGCAUGGAGACUAUUAUCAACUUAUCUGGAAAGGUACAAAGUCCAGAAUAAUUUAUAUCACCACUGUGUAAUCAACAAGCUCUUGUCUCAUGGAGUACCUCUGCCUAAUUGGCUUAUAAACAGUUACAAGAAGGUUGAUGCUGCUGAGUUGCUCCGUUUGUACUUAAACUAUGACCUUUUAGAAGAAGCUGUGGAUUUAGUUUCAGAAUAUGUGGAUGCUGUAUUGGGGAAAGGACAUCAAUACUUUGGAAUUGAGUUUCCACUGUCUGCAACAGCUCCAAUGGUGUGGCUCCCAUACUCUUCUAUUGACCAGCUUCUCCAAGCCCUGGGAGAGAACAGUGCCAAUAGUCACAACAUUGCUCUAUCUCAGAAAAUACUUGAUAAAUUGGAGGACUACCAGCAAAAAGUUGAUAAGGCAACACGGGAUUUAUUAUAUCGUCGGAAUUUGUGAUCCGGAUGGUUGCCCAGCCUUUGUAACCGCUUGGUGCCUCUUAGGGCUUAAGACUUUACCCUACAGGAACUGUGUAUUCCAGGACAAUUUUUAUAUCUGUAAAUGAUGUAUACGACAUCAAGCCUGCAUUCUGUGCAAAAGAGGAGGGCAGAUGAGUCAGAACCUGUGCUUGCUGGCGGUGCUAACACACAAUUUCUGGUUUUCAACCUUGGUCUCAAACAGCUGCUUUUGUAUAUGAUUCACAAGCUUUUUUAGAGUUUCUAUUUUUUUAAACUACCGAAGACAUUCUUUAUCUGCAAAUUAAAACCCACCCUCACUUUCCAAAAUAGCCGAUGGUGGUUGGUUGGUUGUAGCAAACCACCAAAAGCAGUCACUGCAAAUCCUGCCAUUCUUCCCUAUCACUUUUUGUAUUUCAAUGGAAUUAUUUUGGUCCAGAACUGACAUGUAUUUUCUGUAUUGCAAACAGAGGCUAAUGAUUUUGCAUACUCUUUUCAUUAUUUAUUGUGGAGUUUUUGUAUGAUCUUCAAUAAAGUAUUAAAUAAUUUGCCUAGAUUAAACCUAAAAUGAUGACCAGCUGUCAAAGAAGAUACGUUAUUUUGAAUCUGGUUCUGAGGCUAAAGUUGAGUAAACUCUUAGCUAAGAAAAAAAUUGGAAAUUUUAUCUAUACGAAUAACCAGUUUUGAAAGUAAAUUCUGUUAACUUAUAUGAUUUAUGAUAAUCAAGCCGGACUUGAUCAUACUACUUGUGUAAUAAUGUAUUGGACCAAAAUAUAAACUUUCCUGGUCAGAUUCUGAAGUAUUCAUGCCCACAAAUUUUGGGAAAGGUGAAAAAUAAAAUCUUGGAUUUUAUUCUGUAUAUUAAAAUUUAUCUUUUAAGGAAACAGUCUGUAUAUUACUUGCUUGUAUGCCCUUUGACCUCUUUUGAGUUUUCCAUAAGGCUUUAAUUUUUAUACUGUCAAUGCCGUAUUUACAUUAUAUAUUUUAAAUAACAAUGUGAGCUUCACUGUGGUACCAUUUA